AUGUUUACUAAAUUCGUCGAGAGUCGGGCUCCCGUUUAUGCACUCUACAAGCCAUCAAAGGGGAAGAGGCAUCAAGACUUUUUGCUCAACCCUGACGAGAUCGUGGUGGUCGGAUCUAAUUCCAGUCGGAGAGCUACGGACGAAGAGCUCUACAAAGAUUUUGGAUUGAUUCGAUGCGAAGAUGACUAUGGACAACAGAUAGCCGGGCUUGAACAGGUUGAUCCUAAUCUGAAAGUUCUUCGCCCUUCAAGUUCCAACUUGAUGCCUGCACCUGCCGUUGCCUCAACAACGUCCGUAUUGGCCUCUGCGACGGACGAUGUGAUUACGAGUGAGCGACUCAGCAACUUCGAUGGUACAAAUUCUACUCAACAGACGCCGACAUAG
Molecule: messenger RNA, 384 nt
Organism: Penicillium cataractarum
Lineage: Eukaryota; Fungi; Ascomycota; Eurotiomycetes; Eurotiales; Aspergillaceae
Exons: 2
Coding region: 1-384 (127 amino acids)
Source: RefSeq, a predicted model, not a curated record